This is a messenger RNA of Cladophialophora carrionii CBS 160.54, 1179 nucleotides long. RefSeq lists its product as uncharacterized. The record is from RefSeq and is a predicted model, not a curated record. The coding region runs from base 1 to 1179 and encodes 392 amino acids. Lineage: Eukaryota; Fungi; Ascomycota; Eurotiomycetes; Chaetothyriales; Herpotrichiellaceae. The transcript has a single exon.
AUGCCCGCGAAAAAGCCAUCGAAAGCAGAAGCAAGAAAAGGCGGCUCCAAAGUACCGUCUCGCAAGAAGAAAGCAGUCCAAAUCCCAUCGGGAGACGGUCAGCAUACCAAAGAAGUGACUGAGGAAGAGACUACCGGAGAAGACGACAAUGAGACUCAUACAGAGCCGAGUCGUGGCCCCAAACCGGGCUCCAAGCAUCCACAAGCAGACGCCGAAACCGAACCUGGGCAAAACUCCAACUUCAGAGACAAGGCUGCAGCUCGCGGAGGUCAUAAGCGCAAAGAGCCGCCAGAUGCGGCUGCGGAAUCGAGGCCCGAUGCAAAGGCACCACGACAGGGUUCUCGAUCGUCGGCAAGACACAAGGACAAUCGUGCUUCGCCCAAACAGCUUCUAAAUUUCCUUCUGUCAGCUGCCGCGCUGCCGUACUGCUUCCCGGAAGAUGAGUUGGCGGAUGCGAAGAAAUCUACAACGUAUAAGUCGUACUCCUUGACCUCACCAACAACUCUGACGCCUUUUGAACACCUACUCUGCUCACACAUGCUCUCCAAACCCCUCUCUCACAAGCUGGGCAUGAGAAGUAUCCGCACGCUGCUCAAUGAGCCAUUCAGCUUGAAUAGCGCCGAGGCGAUCACUUCCGCAGGGAGGGAACGCGUCUGGGAAGCACUGGAGGCGGCAAGGACCCAGCAUCGGCAGAAGACGGCAACCUACAUCUUCGCCACGGCACAGUCGUACAGUGACUCCGAGACCAUGUCCCAGCUAGCGGAUGCGGCGAACAGGAAGGGACCUCAUGCUGUGAUUGAGCAUAUUAAGAGCACCGUAGCAGGGCUGGGCGUGACAGGAGCCGGUAUAUUCUGCCGGAGAAUACAGUGCGUGGACGGGUGGGGUGAUGCUCUGUGGCCAUACGCGGAUGGGAAGUCCAUCGACGCCUUGAAUGACAUAGGUAUCCCUGUCGAGCACGCUGACGACCUGCAAACCGCGAUUGACCGGGAGGUGGAUUGGGAUACCGUCGGGGAUAUAGGCGUCCAAGAGCGGGGCCGGAGUAAGUCGGAGCGUGCUGGCGAGGAACAAACGCGGGUGCGAGCGGCAUUAGUUAUCGCUCUAGAGAGAGCUGUGGGUUGCGUGCUAGAAGGGAACGUCCAAGAACUGAGGCAGGCAGCUGCAAAUGCCGAGGAAAGAUGA